Molecule: messenger RNA, 693 nt
Organism: Rhodotorula graminis WP1
Lineage: Eukaryota; Fungi; Basidiomycota; Microbotryomycetes; Sporidiobolales; Sporidiobolaceae
Exons: 3
Coding region: 1-693 (230 amino acids)
Biological process (GO): regulation of DNA-templated transcription
Molecular function (GO): zinc ion binding; DNA-binding transcription factor activity, RNA polymerase II-specific
Source: RefSeq, a predicted model, not a curated record
AUGCCGUUGCCCUUGGGCCGGCCGUGCGACGCCUGUCGCCAGCGCCAGGUUCGGUGCAGCCGCAGUCGACCGAUCUGCGCCGCCUGCAUCAAGUACAGCAAGAAGCGCCCCAACCACCUGUGCACCUUCCCGACGCCGGCACCUGUCCCUCGCUCGCCCGUCAAGCGCCCCGAGCGGACCGGCGCAGGCGCCGACAAUGCUCCGGCCCUCUACAGCGUCGAGGAGGGCGGCUCGGCGGCCGCUGUGGGGCGCGACGAGCGGCGCGGAUCGGCGGCUGGGCGUGUACUGAGGGCGGUCACGGUCGAGGUCGGGACAAGCUCAAAGCGCUCGUCCAAGGUCGCCAAGGUCGACCCGGGCGCCCCGACCGUCGAGCAACGCGCUCCAGUCCUGCCAGUCGACAUCCCUCCCUCCCUCGUCCUUCCCGUCCUCCCCACGUUUCCCUUGACGCUUUCUCAGCACGUCACCGCGAUGCCGGCCGACCUGGGCGCGCCGUCGCUCGUGCACCCGUACCUGUCGCCGUCGCCCGCACCUUUCGGUGGCCCGACUUCGCCGACGCCGACGAGGCUGGCUGCGACCGCCGAGCAGUACCCGCUGUCGCAGCAGUCGCUCGCGGGCCAGCCGGUCCUGCCUCCAUCGCCGCCGCCGUCCGCCGUCGACGAGCAGCCGUGGUCCGUCGCCUCCCUCCUCGACUGA